AACGAGAUAAAAACAAUUUAAAAAUGUCUGUUUAUUUUAUUUAUUGACAAAGAAAACAAAAACUAUUUGCAUUCCUUAAAAUCCUCUUUGGUGGUGUGGCAGAGCACAAAUGUUUGCCCCCAUGAGAGAUUCUUCAAUGCUGUAGAAGAUGAAACCAGUCUUAAAAUAUCAAAGUUGUUGCUAUGCGAAGGGGCAGAUGACCAUUUGCUAAAUAUAUCCCACAAAACAUUCCAGAAUGUGAGGUCACAGUUUGCUGUAACCACUUGCCAGAUUUCCUCUCCCUCUUGUUUGAGAAGGACAAUGUUAAAAAGGAAGCACACGACGGCAGAUCAAUGUUGAUGGAAUUAAUACUUCAUGACGGAUGGUGAAAAUGAGGCAAGCCACUAAAUUAAGGGGCUGUCAUGCAGAGAGCGUUGGACUGGAUGGCCAGGACUAAGUUAUGUCCGAGGACUGUGUUGGUGGCAGCUGGCAAGAGUGACACAGAUCUGUGGGAAAGAACUGGAGCGAAAUAAGGAAGAAGGACAAAGAGGCAAAGUGAGAGAGAGAAGACAAGCCUUCAACUGGAACAGGGCUUUUUUUGUCAUAGAACUCACCGGAACACCGGAACCCUUUUUUCAAUGGAUUUUAUGACGUGAUUUUGACGCAGCAGAUCAGCAGCAAACAUCAUUAACAUGGUGCCUGCAGGCUGUUAUUGUGUCUGCGAUCUGCUAUCUGAUUGUGAGAGACAGCUGCUCCGGACGCUGCUUCGCUGCUCAGCUUGGGAUUGGUGUGUGUGCUUACUGUCAGCGGCGAUUUCGGUGCUUGAAAUGAGCUUACGGGGUCUCUAGAGCUUAAAAACAUGGAGACUUCCAAAAUAUCCCCGGAUGCUGAAGAACAGCCUUCCACGGACAUUGAAGAUCUCCAUUAUUCUCUCCAAGCGGAGCAAGAAAAUACUCAGAAGAGAACUUUCACCAGCUGGGUCAACUCACAGCUGGAAAAGCAUACACCACCUUCCCUUAUCUCGGACCUGUAUACUGACAUCGGUGAGGGCCAUGCGCUGCUGGAUCUCCUGGAGGUUCUUUCUGGACAACAGCUGCCACGUGAAAAAGGAUCAAACACCUUCCAGUGCAGAACCAACAUUGAAAAUGCCUUGACCUUCCUGAAGAACAGAUCGAUCAAACUAAUCAAUAUCCACGUCACUGAUAUCACGGAAGGAAAACCAUCCAUUGUGCUUGGCCUCAUAUGGACAAUCAUACUGCAUUUUCAUAUUGAAGAGUUAGCGUGGACUCUUGCGGGCGGGUACAGUCAAGCUUCCCCGGAUGGUGUGAGCGCCGUGGGCUCAUCACCCACACCAAGCCCCCCAGCCGAAAGAAAUACGAAAGCGAAGGAACGAUGGAAGAUGUCGGCAAAGAAGGCUCUGCUGCUCUGGGCAAAGGAGCAGUGUGCCACGCACGGAUCCAUCAGCAUUGCCGAUUUCAAAUCCAGCUGGAGGAAUGGACUGGCUUUCUUAGCUAUCAUUCAUGCCUUGCGGCCAGACCUGGUUGACCUGGAAAGAGCAAAAGGGAGAACCAACAAAGAGAAUCUGAAAGAGGCCUUCCAAAUUGCAGAGAAGGAUUUAAAUAUCCCCCCUCUGCUUGAACCUGAAGAUGUAGAUGUCAUCAGUCCAGAUGAAAAGUCCAUCAUGACGUACGUGGCCCAGUUUCUGCAGUACUUCAAAAGUUUACCUGUGGCUGAAGAAGACACCCAGGGAAAAGUCGGUGAGGCCUUGGGUUGGCUGAGUGCUCAAGAAAAGAAGUUAACAAAGAUGCUGGCUGAAAAUGAGACUGCCCCCUUCUACACAAAAUACCAGGAGAUACUGUCUUUUAUGGAAACAUUUAAUGAGGAGAAAAAGGCCUUCCUGCCCCUCCUAGCGUCCAAAAGAAAAGUUCCGGAGCUGAGCGAAGAUUACCUGAGAAUGAGAGAAAAGUGGGACAGCAUCAACUUGCAGAUGAACGGAUGGAAAGCAAAGCUGGACCUUUUGCUGCCUCAACCUCUAGAUGUCAUUGAAUCCUGGCUCCAAGAGGUAGAGCAUCUGCUGGCCGAAGAUCUACCAGAUUCUCAAGAACACUGUAAAAAGGUGGCUGUCCUUGAAGGGAAAAUGAGAUCCAUCCAGGGGAUACGUCAACACAACCUCCUCUUCUUUCAGAGCUCCAUGGAAUGUUUUGAGCGGCACUUGGAGACCCUGCAGUCCUUCAAGAACAGAGAUGAGAAAGGAACUCCUCUCGUGCCCCCUCAGAAGCUGGAAGAGAUGAGGAGGAGGUUCAGCAACAUUCAGUUGACAGAUUUUAAUGUCUUUGUGGAGCACCACCACUCACUCUGCACGGCAGUCUUGGAGGAGCUGAUAUCCAAGCUGAACGUUUGGCGCAUCCGGUUUGGGACCAAGGAGACGGUGGAGUCGCUGCUUUCAGAUUGGCAGGAUUUUAUUGAAGAAAGAAACUUUGUCGGUCAGCUAGAUGCUGCACUGCAAGCAUGCAAAGAGAAGAACAAAAUCAUAAGCGCUUCUAAUUUGGGCACUGAUCCUGAGGAUGCCAACAAACUAUUUAAGAUGGUAGAAUCUCAGAUUUCCAGGUGCAAGGAGUACAUUUACAAUGUAAAUGAAACCUUGCAAAAAGUGUUGGCAUCCUGGGCUACCUACACCGGGAACAUCGUCUUGUUAAAGGCUUGGCUGGAAGAGACACGGAAAGGCCACCCUAAAAAGGUCCCCCCAAAGACGCUGGCAGCCUGGAACUCCCGGCAUGGAUCUUUAAACGAAGCUGGAAACUUUUUGAUCGAAUGCAGCAGCGAGGAAGUAGGGGCAGCCAUUUCUGGAGAACUGAAAAAGCUGAACAGAAAAUGGGCUAAACUUAUAAAGAAGACACAGUUUGAAAUGAAAUUGCUGAGAAAGCAAGAGGAAAACGCCAAGCCGGAGCCUGACAGCAAUGGGAAUAUUGAUUCUCCUAGACGAGUGGAGCCACACCUGCGCGGGCCCCCAGGAGACGCUUCAGGAGAUGCUCUUAAGAUGAAUGUUGCAGAUGCGGAGGCUCUCCCAGUCCAUCUUCAUGCUGAUACAGUGAAGCCAGAAGUGUCCUUGUCAGAAGAAGCGGUCAAGCAAGAUUUCGAAGAUGCUUACAAGCAGCUUGAAGCAUCUAUUGUAAAAGCUAUGCAGCUCCUUGGCCAGGAAGCAAGCCCUGGGGCACCAGUUUCAAAGCACGAGGAAGCUUUUAGCGUCUUGGAUACCUGCAUCCUUGGCAAGUUUUUGAAAGCCACGGAACAAUUGAAAGACAUUUCACCCGCUCAUGAAAAGGCUGUGGUGGAAGAGAAGAGCAGAGAUGUUUGUGAGAGAUGGGAGGCCGUUCGCCAUGAAAUUGUAUCAUAUAUUCAAUUAAAAAUGGAAAUUGGAAGAGGAAAGCUGAAUAAGACUUUCUCAAAACUCAAUAAACAGCUAAAUAAAGAGGAGAAGCUGCUCAGCACAGGAAAAACCAAGGGACUUCUUGACGAACAUGAGGCCAUGUUUUCUCAGCAAGGUGGCCUGGGUGAGUUGAACAAGUGCUUGCAGGCCAUCAAAACAAUGAGUGAGAAAAUAGCCGAAGACCAAGAUGAGCCCCAAGCCCAGAUCCCAGUAGCCGAAUACGAGAAAAGGAAAGAAGCGCUUCAGACACGGGCAUCUGCUGUGUACAAUGCACUGGCGUCCAGCGCAGGUGAUGGCCACUCACCUAAGAAAGGAGCUUUCCUUCUUGCUUCUGCCAAUGGAGAGGGGGCAUCGUCUCUGCAUCCCCAUGACAGGUUUUCUCCUGGAAAGGGCUCAGGGGAUGUUUCUCUCAUAAAUCUGGAACUUGAAAAGAAACUUCAGAAUGGAGGGCAUUGCACGGAGAAAUUUGGAAGGGAUGGAGACCUGCCUUUGAAGAGACUAAAAGAAAGUUAUGACACAGCGAGAGAUAAUCUGAAGCUUCAUCUAAGCACCGUCAGAGAAAAAAUAGCUUCUGCAUUUACUGAUGAUGUGAAAGAUGUUUCCUGCCUUCAGAAAAAGUUAGAUCAGCUAAAGGCCUUAGAGAGUGAAGCCGGUUCUUCCUGGAAACUGUUUGAAUCGGUGGCUUCAGAACUAGGAAAAGCUUCAGGCAAGACAGAAGAGUCUGACGGCUCUGGAGAGGCUGAGGAAGAACUGCACAGAGAAUGGAAGGACCUCCAGUCCGCUUUAAAUAAAAGGAUGGCGUCUUUAAAGGCUGUUUUGGCGCUUCUUCGGCCCAUAGAAAGCAAGUGGGUGUCCUUGUGCCACUUGGACGAACAGCUCUGUACAGCAGACAUCCCGCGGGGCAUACUGAGCAAAGCGGAUCUUCCGUUCAAGAAAGUGAAGAAAAUACGGACAUCCGUAGCAAACUGUAUUGAGCAGUGCAGCCGACGGGGGCGAAGCAGCCCCGCAGGAGAGACAGUUGACCCGACAGACUGGCAAGCAGCUGGCGCAGUGAUGGGUGAAUUCCGAGCAAGACUGGAGGAACUGGGUCACAAGAUGCAGGUCGUUGAAGCCAUCCUGCAAGAUCUGGAAACGUUCCUGGCUUUCCUGAAGCGAGUGAAGCGGUCUGUAGAUGCCUGUACACCACAGUCUGCAGAGGAUGUCCCUCAGGAGGUGUCCCAGUUGAAGAAAGAGGCCAAAAAUCUGGAUGAGCGGUUGAGGCGAGUCCAUGUCCGCUUGGAAGAGGCUGAAGGGGUUGAAAAGAUGUGGUGCCAAGACCUCGUGGCAGCUUUAGGCAUAAAGGAAGCCCCUGCUGCCGGCCCUGCAGAGAAACAAGAGGUCACCCAGAGCCAGGAGGAAGAAUUUGCCUUGAAGAAUAGCGAGCUCUAUAAAAAUAUCCAAGAUCUGCAUGACAAGAUCACUAAAUUAGGUUUGAGGGACCCAACGAUUCCUGCUGUUCAGCAAAGGUUGAAAUCGCUCACUGAACUGCGGCAGAAGUUGGAUCGCCACGCUGCAGAGAUGAGAGCCCUGAAUGAAAUGGUUGGCCAACUUGCCAAGAGCACCAAGGCCCGGCGAGAAGACGUCCGGCAGCAGUGGAGACUUACGGAAAGUCUGUGGAAAGAGACCAAACUCUCGAUUGCUGAAAGGCUGGAACACUGUGCUCAGGUGAUGGAGCUCUUGAAGAACUAUCACAGCUGCAAAAGCUGCCUGGAGAAUAUUAUUCUGAAGCAAGAACACGCCCUGUCCCAGCAAGUGUCUUACAUGGGGAAGGAGAACCUGCAGCGGAUAAUCGCCAAGGUCAACUUGGUAAAACAAGAAUUUAACAGCCGUUCUGAAGACGUGGACAGAAUAAACCAGAUUUGUAAAAACCUUCAGUCCCAUCUGAACAAAAUGAAGAGCUUUGAGGACCCUCCCUUUGAGAAUGAGGCUAACGCUAUUGUGGACAGAUGGCUGGAUAUCAAUGAACGGACUGAAAACUAUUGUGAUAACUUGGGAAGAGCUCUGGCGUUAUGGGAUAAACUUCUUAAUUUAUCCAGCUCAGUUGACGAAUGGUCAAAUGCAGAGCUGAAGAACUUAGAGGAUGGCCACUUGAGCGAGGAAGAGUUGGCAGAGCUGGAGGCUGCCUUACGGUUCCAAGAAAAAAACUUAGAGGAAUUUGACUCAAAGGUGGAUGAAAUACAGCAUCUUCUCAAUAGCAGCGAGCCCCCGCUUGAGCUACAGGUCAUCAGAUCCUCUCUUCUGAACAAAAUGGAGCUGAUAAGGAAGCAGCUGCCAAACAGGUCGGUGCCCAUUGGACUCAAUGGUAACACAGUGGAACUAAAAGGAGACCUUGACCUGGCCAAGACGCAAAUCGGAAUGACAGAGUCACUUCUGAAGGCCUUGUCGCCCUCGGAUACCUUGGAGAUCUUUACUAAACUGGAGGAAAUUCAUCAGAAGAUUCAGCAGCAAAAAUGUCACGUGCACUUACUUCAAAAGGAGACAGGUUAUUUGAACCCAGAAGUGAUUGAAUUGCAGCAGCAGCUUGAAAGCAUGACUGACUUAUUCAACUCGAAGAAACAAAUUUUUCAGGAUCACUUUACUACUCUCUUGGACUAUCAGUGUAACAGUUUUGAUGAAUGGUUCAACAGUACUCGGCUAUCUCUGGAGGAUUGUUUUGACCCCUCUGAAACUAAAGAGAUAUUAGAAGAGAAAAUUCAGCGGCUGACGAGCUUCCUAGAUUUUGAUGGCAAAGACAGUGAUAUCCACGAGGUGAAGAUUCUCCUGACGCAGCUGAACAGGUAUUUGCCCCAAGCGCAGGUCAACCAACUGAGCAGCUGGGUCCGGGACCGAGAAGCGGCGCUGCAGGGAAUAACUUCCAAAAGCGAGGCUCGCCUGCACAAGCUCCACGUUUCUUUGCAGCAGUUUGCUAGGCUUGAAGAUGACUUUGGAAGUCUGGAGGGAUGGCUAAGCCUUCAGGAAGAGACUUUGCAAGAGAGCCUGAAAGAGAAGCUGGGACUUGAAAAUUUUUAUCAACUUCUACUAAAGCAGAGGGAGUCCUUUGAUUCUUUUGCUUGGCUGGCAAAUUCUUUGAGGAACGCUGGAUUUUCAGGGGAUGAGGUGGUACUAGGAUCCAGUCAGCUUGUUGGCAGGUACAAGAAGUUGCUCAACCAGGUCCGUAAAAGCCUCCGACUUCCUCAGGCACUUUCUGCAGAAGAAAAGAACUUUGAAGAGCUGGCCCAGAGCAUGCUCUGUUGGAUUCAGAGAUUGAAGGACUCCAUCCAGAGGCUGAGUGCCAAAGAAACCAAGAUGCCUGCAGAAGAAAGGCUGUGCCAGAUGAAGGAGAUUGCCUUGCUGAAAGAUGAAGGAGAUGCUAAACUGCAAAACAUUGCAGCUCUCGGAGAACACUUGAAGAGCCUUGAUGGAAGCAAAAACCCAGCAAUUCAGCAGAAGGUUUCCGAUGUCCAGAAUGAGUGGGACUGCACCUUUCAGCUGGCUGCUGACUGUCUGAAGCACCAAGAAUCAUCCCAGCCACAACAGGAGCCAGACAGGCAAAAAGUCGACAGUCCAACUAUGGUGUUGUGGGAACCGGGCAACCAGACUCGGGACUUCAGCCUCGCUUUUCAACCUGGCUCAUCCGAGGAGCCCAGCCAGUUUACAGAUUCUGCUGCCCUCCUGCAGGAAACGGAGGGCUUAACCCUCCUGGUGAACGAAUUAGCAAGGCAGCACAGUUCUUUUGGCCUCUGCCCUGGCAGCUCCGUGACUGAGGAAUCACAGAGGGCCUUGCAGCAUCUCCAUGAAAGUCUCUGCAGCCGGUUGCAGAACAUGUCACAGCUCUUGGAAGGACACGCCAGGGAACGCCGACGCUGUGAAGAGCUUGCAGCUCGCUUGCGGGCCACCCUCCAGGAGCCCCCGGAGACUGCCGAGGCAGCGCAAAAGCAGGUACAACAAGAAGCUCUUUGUCAAAGUGAAGGCACUUUACAGGAGAUUGUGGCACUGGUGGAUUCUGUCAGGCAGAAGAUCUCCCCAUCAGAGCAGGCAUGUGUUAAGGAUAAAGUGGACGUGCCACAGACAAGACACAAGAAGCGUCUUAAAACUAAACACAGACAUGUGGAGCAGGAAGCUGAGAACAGCCAGGGCAACCUGGUUAAGCAGAACCAAGUCUCUUCCGAUGAUGGGCAAAGCCAAAAGGAGGUUGAUGAAACGACAGCCACAGGGAAACCGAUAAGUGCUGGUGUUCCCUUUGCUGCCAAAGAAAUCAGCACGAUGGACAUACUGGAAGGAUGCAAGAAAGGAAGACGUAAGCAGGAAAAGUCCCUCACCAUGAAAGAUCAGAUGGAUGGAGAAGCACCACAAAUUUUCCAGGAAGUGCUGACAAGGAACGAGCAGUCGCCAAGAUCUGCAUCGGCUGAAUCUAUGGAGGAACCAUCUUCAACUUUUGAGGGGCUGAAAGGCAGUUUGAUUGAAGCCCACAAUUUCCCAGGCUCGACAAGGCAGAGUAGAAAGCAGCUACAGAAAUCCGGACAAAUGCCGGCGGACGACGAUCUUCUUGAUGAGCUUCAGCAGCGGCAGCCAAGCUAUCAAAAGAAAUUGCCAGCGACGUGGGGCUGGUCAGAAAUGCCUCAAUCUACUGGGCCGUUGAUGAAUGGCAAAGGGACUGACCCUGUUCUUUCCUCCAUUACGCACCCAUUGCCAGAAAGCAAGGGCCCAGAGGUAGAAACCGUUUCCCAGAAGGGCCUGCUUCCAUCUGAAGACCAAGCAAUUUUGGAAUAUGCCGAGGUGGAAAAGAAGAUCAAUGAGAUGAAAGUCUGGGCUGCAGAGUUAGAUAUUGUGUUGCUGAAUGAUCAGCUGAGAGAAAUCGAGAAUUUGAGCACACUGCUGGAAAAGCACGAAGCCAAAGCUUUUCCAUCGAAGCAAGGAGAGCACCUGGCUGCUGCAGAAGAAAGCAAACGGGAUCUGGCAGAUGCCCCCAGGGUGGCACCUCCAGGCUGGGACACACUCAUGCAGGAUCUGACAGCUGUCAAGGAGGCCAAGCAGGCUCAGGUUCGUUCACUGAAGAGCUACCAGGAAGGCCUCGCUGCCGUCCAAUCUGCACUGAAGCAUUUAUCGUCAGAAAAAGAGAACAUUAAAAUACGAGGACCAAUAGAAGAUGCAGCUCUCCUGGAGAAUAUUAAGAAGUGCUUGGCUUCUGUCGAAAAAGAGAAAUGGCUUUUAAACACGCUGAAAUCUGAACAAGAAAGCUUAUCUAGGCCCCUUACCUGGAUGGACAAGGAAUUAACGCAAAGCCAGGUGAAUCAAGCUGAACAGUGGUGGAGACAGCUGGAGGAGUCACUCCAAAGGAGCCAGUUCCGCGUAGCAGCUGAAGCCGACGAAUUUAAACAUUUUAUGGGCAAAGCUGAGGACCUGCAAAGGUUGCUGCAGAAGCAGUACCGUUUGCAAACAGGCCUGGACAGCCCCGAUGGAGAAGACCCUUUGCACUCCUCUUUGAUGGCCACUGACCUGCAGGCACUUAAACAUAGUGUCUCUCUGUUAAAAAGAGGUGCUGAGGUGUGGAUGAAAAGGAUUUGGCGCGAUCCAGGGAAGAAAGCCCUGGAAAGCAUGAUCAAUGAUUUGCUGAACCAGGUGGAGGAACUGGAGCAGCUGACACCCAGGGAGGGCGCCCCGAUCCCUGCCCACCCCCGGGCAUACGAAAUUACAAAGAAGGUAGAAGAGGCCAUUUUGUGGGCCAGGGUCUCAGUGCUCCAUCUGGAUGAGGCAGUGGCUCUUUUUCCAGAGGAUGUUGCAUCACAAAUCGAGAGCUGUAAGGCUCUGAUCCGUGCGACCGAGGAGAAAAAGCCAGUGCUUGUGCGGCUGGCAGAGGAGGUGCAAAGCAUCGCUCCCCAGUUGGCCUCCCAGGAAGCUUCCUCGCUCACUUUGCUUUUACGGAAGCUGCAAACCCACUACCAAGGUCUAGUGCGGAAAUUAGUUCAGAAGAUGCAGCAGUUGGAACCGCAGCUCGGAAAGAGGAGCGAGCUUUUUGCCGAGAUGGAAAAGGUUGAAACCCAACUUCAGAAGGCAGAGCAGGCGGCCACUCUAGAGGCUGGCAAAACAAGCCUGAAGUCUGAGCUUGACCAUUGGCGGGCCAGUAUGGAAAAGAUUCCCAAGGAGAUGGAGGAUUUGGAAGACCUCGUGGAUGCCAGCUGCAGGGAACCAGCUGAGAGGCUAAAUAUAUUUGAGCAGCUGUUUCUGAAAGACUGUUUGAGUAGCCUUAAGAACAGAGCUAAGAGAGCCUGUAGGCUGAUGCAAAUUAAGUACGGUGCAGCGCAAAACAAGCUAGAUGCCUGUGAAAAGCUCUCGGAAAAAAUGGCGGCCUUGCAGCAGGACCUCAGCUGCCUCCAGGCAAAGGGCCUGGAACUGGACCCAGAGGCACUGUUGCCAACAGAUGAAGGGGUAAAGAAGAAAUUGAACCUGCUUCAAGAGAGAGCUUUACGGAUCCAGUCCGAUUUAUCACAGUUGGGCAGAUACAAGGAGAUUUGGGAUUGCCUCGGCCUGAAGUGGGACGCAUCACACCUUGAUGAAUUGCAAAGCCAGUUUUGCAAAAUGAAGAAUAACCUUGAGCAGAUGCUUAAACGCUUCGAUCACUUUUGUGCAGAAGGUGAAAGGUACCAGACAGCGCUUGAUGGGCUUUUGACCAUGGUCGACAAUAUACAGAAAGACUGGGAUGCUUGGAAAGAUGGUUCUGCCUCUCCCUCUGAAACCUGUCUGGUAUCAGGAAAGGUUUUGAGCUGGAGAGUGAAACAUGCCAGAUACUUAACUGAGGAGGUACUCAGGCUGUUAGAUAAAAAUGAGUCCUUUAACACCUCUCUCAAAGAGGCCAAGCUGCGGCAAAUAAAGAGCCUGGAGGCAAAAAUAGAUGAAUUGUCGGGAAAGAUCCAAUCUAACAUAUUGGCCAGUCAGGAAAAAUGCAGAUCUGAGCAAGGUUUGCAGAGUGAGCUGGAUCAAAGUUUAAGGGCAUUGCAGCAAAUUAAAUCUGAGCUUCAGCAGCCUGUCCUACUUGACUUGGACAGUCAGUCAAUUUCCCAUGAAAAGCUGUACUGCAAAGUGCUUGAAGAUGCUGUGAAAGCAGAAUCGCGCAUUGCUGAACAUUUAAUAGACAAGGAAAGAGAAUUACCUGCUCCUGAGGGUCUGGCAAAGGAAGCAGAGGCACUGAAGAACCUGAAGAAACAGCUGAAAGCUGACCUUGCUGCGCGUCAAAGCACCUUAGACGAAGCUUGCCGGACUGUGAAGCUUUACACUGAAGCUGUUCAGAAGGCCGCUGGCCUCCUCCGUCAGUGUGAAGCCCGUCUCCCCACUGCUCCAUUUGACUUGGAUAAACUAGAAGAUGGGUCUGGCCACCUCUUUCAGAAGAAACAAGAAGAAUUUGAGACUGCGAAGGCUGAAGGAGAAGCCCUGAUCUCUGCACUGCAAAAGAAGAUGAAAGCAAAAGCCAGAUUGCAACCGGAAAAAGCUUUGAAUGAUCUGGUUGCGAGGAAUUUGGUCGUAAGAGAACAGGAACGAAAGAGCAGAUCUGCUAUGCAGAGAUAUUUGGCAAAAUACCACAGCUUCAAAAAGUCCAAAGAGGUGAUACGUACUAAUCUGAACAAUGUGGAAAAGGUGCUCUGGAAAUCCUUCUAUCGUACUCCGGUGUCUUACAAAGAAGCUUUGGAGCUCUCCGAACAAAGCAAGCUGCUUGUCUCCCAGCUGGUUUCAACUGAGCAGGAUCUGAUGAAGUUGCGGCAAGAUUCGGGACAGCUGAGCUCGGUGUGCAAAGAGGGCGUCCGCACCUGGAUCGUCACCCUUGUGUCCACCUUGUGGCUCAAGUGGGUUUACCUGCUCAACGCCGCCAAAGAAUGGGAAGGGAAAUGUGACGAGCAGAGCCAGGAAUGGAAAGCCGUGAAUGAAGAGAUGGAACGAGAAGCAAUCAUUCUAGACAAUUUUCUGGAGGAACUGCCUGAAAGCCCCAGAGAAAAAGAGAGAGCCACCAAAGAAGAACUGGGAGAGUUUCUGGAAGCAGCAAACUACUACAAGGAAAGUGUGGAUGCUGAGAAAUUACUGCUACAUGUAAUAUCCCACCGCUUGAGAAGCAUACUAAAUGUCCCUGAAUGUCCACCUGAAAAAGGAGGAAACAUUCCUGUUGUGUGUGAAAUUCAGACCAUGCAAGACCGAAUCACAGAGAUCUGUCAAAAGGUUCAAAAGCAAAAGGAUGCUGUGCAGUCUGAGAUUGCAGAGCGGGCCAAAGUUAAUGAAGAAAUAAGUGCUGUGAAGAAUUCUUUGCUGGAGACCAUGUUGUUACUUCCGGGCACAGCGCUGGAGGGAAAGGCAGCAGAUCUGGAGGAGAUUCAGAGAGCAAUCGAUUGUCAGAAGCAAACUCUGGAUCAGAUCAUGGAGAAGCUGCGGAUCAAGUAUGCUGAAAUGUAUACAAUCGUUCCACUUGAGAUCGAAAGACAUUUGGACGAUUGCAAGGAAACCUUGCAAAACCUGGAAGAAAAGGUCAGCACUGAGCUCAUGAAAACUUCCCCACACUACACCACAGAUAAAAAAAUAGAAGACAUUAACAAAGGCCUCCAAGCGAUUGAGAGCAUGCUCCAGCAGAAGAGCGAGAACAUCGACAAGGCUAAAGAAAUUCAGAAGAGAAUCUGGGAUCUGCUAGAUCUUUGGCAUUAUAAAAUGAACGAACUGGACUCAGACGUUCAAGACAUUGUGGAACAAGACCCUUGCCAAGCCCAGGAGCUGAUGGAUCGCUUGAUGAUCCCCCUGCAGCAGUACCAGCAAGUCUCACAGUGUGCCGAACGCAGAACUGCGAACCUAAACAGGGCUGCUAGCAAAAUAGAAGAAUGCGAUGAACUCCUGAAGUGCUUCCGCUUUUGGCUUGAAAACACCAACCGUCUGCUCUCAGAACAGGGUCAAAGUGACUCCGCAAAAGUUUUGAACAAACACGCCAGUGCGCUCCAGAUGGCGUUUGAAGAUUCAGAACAAAAGCAACACAUUCUUGAUGCAAUUUACCCAGAACUGGAGGAGUUGUCAACUUUGAUUGAGACUGGAAAGAUGAUUCAGGAGCUGAAUGAAGUAAAUGAACAAGUCAAAGCCUCGCAACAGAAAAUAAUGGAGGUCCUUCCACACAUCCAGCAGUUGGCUGAUGAUGUGGAAGCUGUUGAAUCCGAAGUGAAAGCAAUGGAGAAGAACGUUGAGAAAAUUAAGUCCAUCCUGUCCCCUUCAGAAGACACCCUUGAUUUUUCUCCUGAGGAGCAUCUGAAACAUGGGCAGGUUAUAUUGGCCCACAUCCAUCCCAUGCAAAAAACACUGGCUGACUUACAACGCUUUAAAGAAACCCUGCGGCUACCAGGCAUGAAACCGCAACCCCUCUCCGUCUUCCAAAGGACAAAGCAACUCUUGAAAGAGCUGAAGACUUUAGAGAGAAUCACUGUGGAACAAAAUGCUCUGCUCGAGCCCAUUGUGAAAGAGAUGGGAGAAAGUGAGCAGGAAAUUGACUUUCUGAAGCAGCGCCUGUUUCCAAAGAGCGACUCGGAUGACCUGUCUACUGAAAACCCCUGGCCGGAUCAGGCUGCCUCUCAGCCAGAGGGCAAAGAAAUGGAAAAAAUCAAAGAGCGGCUUGCCUUCUUGUGCCAAAGGAAAGACGAUCUUCUCACAACCAUGAAGAAUUCUUUGGUGAAGCUUCACCAGCGGCAAGAAGGACCAGAACCGGAGGACGAGGCUUUGGAAUCGCAAGUGGUGGAGGAGAGUCGAAGUGGGGGUGACUGGCAGCCCAAAAAGCGAGGGUCGCUGUCUCUUCUGCCCUCCUUGGUUGAAGAAGCUGAAGACAGCUCGUUGCACAAUGAAGAGGUCGGUGCCCAUGUGCGCAAGGCCGUUUGUGAUAAACCUGGUCAGCAGCUUGCUUUGUCGUCUCCGCAGAAAGCAGAACACAACGAGGAGCUUCUUGGCUUUUGGAGUGGGGGCAGGCCCCCGGUCGGAGCCACAAACCCUGCCCAGGGCUUGUGGGGAGCGCAGGGCGACUCCGAGGCAGCUGCCGGGCCUGGCCCGGGGCCCACACAGGUCCUGCAUGCAUGCCAGGCGCGGCUUGCUGAGCUGGAGCUGUGGCUAGACCGAGCUCGGGAGUCCCUGGGGUCAGAAGCCCACACCCGCCAAAUGCAACAGACGGUGGAAGAGCACCUAGCUUUGUGCCAGGUCAUGUUGUCUGAGAUUGAACAGAAGGUGGUCUGUCUCUUGGAGGACUGCAAAGACCGGCCCGCCAGCGACGGCCCUGGGCUCCAGCAAGAGGCCGAGAGCCUUUCUGCAAAGCUGAAGGAUGUGAGGUGCAACUUGGAAAAGGUGCAAGGGAUGCUGCAGGACAAGCACUCGGAAGGACAGCUGAUCUCUGAAGAAAAGCUCUCCGAGAAGGCCCCACCGGCUCCUCAUUUUGACCUCUCCAACGUAUUUCCACCUAUUACUUCCGACCGGCUUCUGCCCAGCAGGCUGAAUGGGUUACAGCAGCAGCAGGAUCUGCUCCUCAAGCUGUCUGAACAAAGCAACCUCAUUGACUUCAUUGAGGUGUAUGUGGAGAAGACCCAGCCGCCCCCCGGGGAGCGCCCCCUGCUGGGGUCGCAAGCAAGUCACGAGAUGCCCAGCUCGGGGAACGCAUCCCUCGUUGAGAGCCUGAAGGAUCAGACCGGGGACAAGUGGCAAUAUUUGCGGGAAGAGCUGCUGCUCAAGACGAGUCCCCCUCACGGGCACUUGGCUGAACCUCAAAUCUCUACCAAAAUAAACAUUCUGCCCAAGGGGGCCCCGCCGAGUGUGAGAACUCCAACCGUCGAGGAGCUGAAAACAUACACCGCACAGCUUGGUAGUCUAAGCCAAGAAGCGUCUGUUCAGAAACAGGAAAACGCAACGGGGGAAAUUUCGUUCAGCUUGGACCAGAAACUCUUUGAGCUCCUUCUGGCUAUCAGCCGCUGCCUGAACAACAUGGAGCAGAUGCUCAGCACCUGUGUGCUCACCAGUGAAGAGGCCCCCAUGCAACAAGCACUUUAUGAGACUCUCUCUGCAGAGCUCCAGAAGCUUCAUGGAUACAUUGGUGACAAGAAGGAUGAUCUUUUGAAGUCCAUCAGCUCUGCCGGUCGGAAUCCACAAAGAUUCUCCCAGUGUUUUAACGACUUGCAGGCAUGGCUCCAAUUGACCCAAGCAGCGGCUGAUUCCAGGAGCAAGUCUAUGAAAACGGAGCUGGACCAUUACAGCGAUUAUCAGAAUGAAAUCAGGCUCUUGUGUGAUGCAUUGACUGAGAAAAAAUCCACACUGCAACAGCCCUUCUGUGCAACAAGCAGGCACAAUGCAAGCGAGCAGCUCCAGGAAAUGAAAAGCUGUGAGUUGGAGCUGCAAAACUUUGAGAUGAGGACAGCUAAACUCAGGGAUUAUGGAGAAAGAUUCCACUUGCCUGUGGCCCUAAUCCAGGAAGUAUACAAACUGGAGGAUAUGCUGGAUGAGCUUUGGGAGAGCCUGAGAGAGAAACAGAGAGAGCUUGGUGCUCCAUUCGUGAAUGAAAAAGAAUACGACACUUUGCUACGUGGGCUAGUGGAGCUCGUAGACCUCGGGCAAGGAAAAAUUGCUCAAGUAUCGAAGCUGAGAGCUACCGAUCGACCUAAUUUACAGUUCCAUCUGGAAAACCAUAAGAGCUUUUUCCGUAAUCUUAACACCCACAUGCUGCUUGUGCAAAUGUCUUCCAAAAAAGUGGCACAUUGCAUAUUACAAAAGAGAGAGAAAUCCUGGAAUGAUUUGGUAGAGAAGAUCAAAACAUUGGAAGAGGAGGCGGUGCAGCACGGAGCCUACUUAGAAAAACUGUUACAGGACUGGAUUGAAUUUGAUGAGAACCAUGCGGCAUUCUACCAAAAAAUGGAGGCACUUUCAUCCACUGUUCCUUCUGUGAGCUUGGUGGAAGAGACAGAAGAACGGUUGAUGGAAAGAUCUCAGCUCCUUCAGCAAAUCAAAAGGAACCUGGAGGAGGAAGAGGCCCAAUUUCAUCAGAUCGUGAAGGAUGGGAAGAAUCUGAUGGAGCUGGUGAACUGUCCUGACCCGCAGAGCCAGGUCAAGAAGCUAGAAGAGCAGUGGGCAGCUGCAUCCCAAAAAGUGGACCAUGAGCUGCAGCGGCUUGAGUCCUCGCUCAAACUCUUCUGCAGCUACCGCAGGGAUUCCAAAGAGCUGGACGACUGGCUCGAGUCCACGCAGCCGAGGGUGAAAUCCUGGACGGAGCAGUCCCUUGAUGCAUCCCAGGACCUGAACACUGUCAGGAACAACAUCCAGGGGUUGCUCGAAUUCCAUAAAGAAGUGGAUGAGAAAUCGUCUUUGAAGUCCUCCGUCCUAAGCACGGGCAAUCAGCUCUUGGUCGUUAAGGCAUCGGAUGCUGCGGUGCUGCGGUCGAGUUUGACAGAGUACGAGCAGAAAUGGGCUGACCUGAUCGCCCAGUUGCCGAGCAUCCAAGAGAAGUUUCACCAGCUUCUGAUGGCAAAGCUGCCCUCUCAUGAGGCCAUUGCAGAAUUAAUUGCCUGGAUGAGCCACGUUGACCAGCAGAGAGAAAACGAGGCCCCCGUCAGUUUGCAGAGUCCCGCAAGCCAAGUGAACGGCCUUCUUAAGAAAUACAAGGCAUACCUGAUGGAAAUGAACUUCAAACAGUGGGUAGUUGAUCAUGUCAACCAGUCGCUGCUGCAGCUGACGACUUGUGAUGUUGAAAGCAAACGUUAUGAGCGGACGGCGUUUGCGGAACUUCUUGGGGAAAUGAAUCUGAAGUGGCAUAGAUUGCAAGGGGCCCUGCACGGAAAGGAAAAAGAACUGGAGUGCAUUUUGGAGGCUGUCACUGAAAACGAAAGCAGAGCUCAGUCUUUGAGCAGGUGGCUGGAAGCACAAAGCCGAAGGCUCAGCCAGGUGGAGAAGCCAUCCAGCUCCAUCCUCGCAGAGGACACAGCAAGAGAGUGCAGUGUGCUAGAAAAUCAGCUUGCCAUUAAAGCCAAGGAGGUGGAUCAGCUGAAGCAAAACCACACGGCUUUAGAUUACGGUGCAGAGGCUCCUGAAGGCAGCGCGAAGAGAGCCCAUGAUCUGGAUGAAAUGAGGACCAGCGCUGAGAACCAGGUUGCCCAGCUGAAGACUUCGGCAGGCGCUGCGUUAGAGAGCUGGAAGGUUUACGAUGCGGCAUGGUGUGAAGUCAGCCUGAUGCUUGCUCACGCUUCUUACCUCGUGGAGCAUAGCAGGCCUCCUGUGAUGACAUUCGAGAUGCUGAAAAACCAGAUGGAGAAGCUCCAGGCUCUGCAAGAUAAAGCUGAGAGCAAUGAAAAAACGUGGGCUGGACUCCAAGCUGCUGCUGGUAAUCUCAUGAAGCUGUGCAGUCCCUUGUUUUCUAAAAUUAUUGAAAAGAAACACAAGGAGGCACGUACAAGGUGGACACUGGUAAACCGAGAAAUUGAAGAUCAGCUGCAGAAAACACAGACUGCUUUACACCUUUGGGAGCCUUACACUGAAUUACACGCUGAAGUUACAGCAAAGCUAGACAAACACGAAGAACAAUGCUGUUCCCUUCAGGUGGCCAGAACACCUACAGGCUGUACCGUGGACUUUCUUAAGCGGAAAAUACAGGAAGUGAAGAAUAUGCAGCUGGGGCUUCAAAACAUCAAGGAGAGCAUCCUGCAGGCUUCUGAGCUAGCAGAUAAAAUAGCUCAGCUGUGUGAGCCCUCGGCCCAGCCCCUUCUUCUGGAGAAGCACCACCUGCUCCAGAGGGUCUCCCGUUUAGAAAAGAUGCUGCAGAUGAAAGCAGAUGAACUUCAGUUUGGUCUUUCACAACUUGAGGGCUUUGAGAAGUGCUUGGAAAAACUGGAAAAUCAUGUUAAAAACUGCACAGAAGUGUUAGACAAUUUAAAUCAAGAAGAGAAAGACCCAGAUCUGCUCAUGAGCCAGAUGCUGAGUCUCACAGCUUUGUCUCCAGAGAUGGAAGCCCUAAAUGAAGUCAGCUUCAGGCUGCCGCUCGGGGACUUCACUGCAGAGAGACUGCAGCGGCUGAAUUGGCAGUGGACUCAGAAGUCGGCCGCGCUGCUGGAGCAGUGCAGUGAACUGCAAGACGUUCAGUCAGAUGACAAGAAGUUUCUUCAGAGAUGUCAAAACUGGGUGCAGUUUCUGGAAAGAAUGAAGGAGGGUCUGAAAGAGAAGGUGGCAGGCACGCUGGACAAGCUGUGCGAACAGCAAAGGGAAUACGAGAUGCUGCAAGCAGAGAUGUCUGUUAAUCAGCAGAUUUUCAAUGCGAUCAUGUCCAAAGCUCUGCACACACUGGAAAGCGGAGGAGGAGAAAACCGGACCGAGUUCAUCUCCAAACUCACCCUGCUGAAGGGACAGUGGCAAAGCGUCGUCCGAAGGGCUCAGCAGAGAAAGAGCGAGAUUGACGGCCUCGUCAAGCAGUGGCAAAACUUUGCAACCUCGCUGAAGGACCUCACAAAAUUCCUCGCUGACACAAACAGCUUCCUAGCGGCUGUGAAAAAGCAGGACAAGUACAGCUUGCGGCAACUCAGGAAUGUGCAUCUGGAUUUCAAGAACAAGCAAAUACUCCUUCAGAGGUGGCGAACCAGGUAUGCCUUAGCCUUGGAUACUGGAGACAAGCUGCUUGGGGUGGCAGCCCCCGAGGCAAAAGCAGCGAUGGAGCUGGAGAUGAGCCAGUUGCGAGAGAACUGGGACAACACUCAGCGGCAGGUGGAGGACAUCGCGAAGCAGCUUCAGGACACCCUGCAGGCCUGGGAAAGCUGUGAGCAGAAGGCUGAAGAGCUGGGCCACAGGCUGCACGAGCAAAAGGCCAGCAUCCACGAGUCCCUCCCGGUACUGGAUGAUGAACUGCAGGGAGCCAAGGAGCACAUUAAGGAGCUGGAGAAGUCGCUCGCCACCUGGAACCAGAGCGCGCAAGCCCUUGGCACCGCGCAGGCGGACCUGGCUGCCUUCAUCCUCGCGGAAGAUGUGAUGGUGCUGAAGGAGCAAGUCGAGCACUUGCACAGGCAGUGGGAAGAGCUGUGCGUCCGAGUUUCUCUGCGCAAGCAAGAGAUCGAGGACCGACUUAAUGCCUGGAUGGUGUUCAAUGAAAAGAAUAAAGAGCUCUGUGCUUGGCUGGUGCAGAUGGAAAGCAAAGUGCUUCAGUCCGUGGACGUCAGCAUCGAAGACAUGAUUGACAAGCUGCAGAAGGACUGCAUGGAGGAAAUCCAUCUGUUCAGCGAAAACAAACUAGUGCACUUCAAGCAAAUGGGCGAUCAGCUGAUCAAGGCCAGUAGCAAGAGCAGAGUGGCUGAAAUAGACGAGAAACUCAACAAAAUCAAUGACCGCUGGCAGCAUCUCUUUGACGUCAUUGGAGGACGGGUGAAGAAGCUGAAGGAGACCUUUGCUUUCAUACAGCAGCUCGACAAAAAUAUGAGCAGUCUUCGCACCUGGCUGGCACGCAUCGAAUCUGAGCUUUCCAAGCCUGUCGUUUACGACAUCUGUGACGAUCAGGAGAUACAGAAGAGGCUUGCAGAGCAGCAGGAUUUGCAGCGGGACAUUGAGGAGCACAGUGCAGGUGUGGAGUCCGUGUUCAACAUCUGCGAUGUCUUGCUGCACGACUCGGACGCCUGUGCCAACGAGACCGAGUGCGACUCCAUUCAGCAGACGACGAGGAGCUUGGACCGGCGGUGGAGAAACAUCUGCGCCAUGUCUAUGGAGAGGCGGAUGAAGAUCGAGGAGACCUGGCGACUGUGGCAGAAGUUUUUGGAUGACUACUCCCGCUUCGAAGACUGGCUGAAGACGGCAGAGAGGACUGCAGCUUAUCCCAACUCCUCAGAAGUUUCGUACACAAAUGCCAAGGAAGAGCUGAAGAAGUUUGAAGCAUUUCAGCGGCAAAUCCAUGAGCGACUGACUCAGCUGGAACUGAUCAAUAAGCAGUACCGGCGCUUGGCCCGUGAGAAUCGCACUGAUUCGGCCAGCAAGCUCAAGCAGAUGGCGCACGAGGGCAACCAGCGCUGGGACAACCUCCAGAAACGCGUGGCAGCAGUUCUCCGGAGACUCAGGCACUUCACCUGUCAGUGGGAGGAGUUUGUGGGAAAGAAGGACAGCAUCCUGGUGUGGCUGACCGAGAUGGACCUGCAGCUGACCAACGUGGAGCAUUUCUCGGAGAGCAACUUCGAUGACAAAAUGCGACAACUCAAUGGUUUCCAGCAAGAAAUAACAUUAAACAUCAACAAGAUUGAUCAGCUCAUUGAGUUUGGGGAAUAUCUGAUUCAGAGGAGUGAACCGUCGGAUGCGGUUGUCAUCGAGGAGGAGCUGGAAGAGCUCCACAAAUACUGCCAGGAGGUGUUUGGCCGCGUCUUUCGAUUCCACCAAAGACUGUCAUCCUGGCACCCGGGGCUGGAAGAUGAAAAAGAGACCUCUGAAAAUGAGGGUGAUACAGAAGAUACGCAAGGGAUGCAGAAUGACUCCUGGCACAAGAAGGCCCUGCAGGAAGUGCCUCCGUCUCAGCAGUCCCUCUGUCACCUCAUGCCCCCCACAGUGGGUCAUGAGAGGUCAGGUUGCGAGACCCCAGUCAGCAUUGAUUCCAUUCCACUGGAGUGGGAUCACACAGGAGAUGUGGGAGGCUCCUCCUCUCCUGAGGAUGAGGAUGAAGAACCUUACUACAGUGCACUCUCAGAUGUAGAAAUCCCUGAGCAUCCCGAAGCCUAUCUUAAAAUGACCACCCAAACUUUGAAAGCAGCUUCUGGAAAAUCUGCCUCUGAGACUCACACAUGGCACUCUCCGGAAAGCCCGGCUUGCCGAAAACACCCGUACAGCCAGGGGGAGAUGGUUAGAAGUGUCCUCCUCAACAGCCCGGAGACAAGCACCCCCUACAAGGCAGCCUAUGCGAGGCAGCUGAGCACGGGGAGUACAGGCAGCAUGAAAGGGAUUUCCGGCAUCUCGCCUAGUGGAGAGUCCCGAGACAGCGAGAGCUUUGUGGGCGUUAUGGCUGUAGAUAAGCAACCAGGACCAGUUGAGAGAUGGGAGCUCAUUCAGGCCCAAGACCUAAGCAAAAAGCUCCGUCUGAAGCAGAAUUUGCAGCAGUGGCAGCAGCUGGACUCCGACCUCACAAACAUCAAUGCUUGGUUGGAUAAAAUGGAGAAGGAGCUGGAAGAACUGCAGGAGGCAGGACCGGCCACCAGCAUCCAGGUCAUUGAGCAAGGAGUCAAGAAGCUGAAAAGUAUGCUGAAAGCCUUCGAUAACUACAAGGCCCUGGUGUUGUCUGUUAAUCUGACCAGCAAGGACUUCAAGCAAGCAGACAACACCAGAUCUAAAGAGCUUCAGAACAGGCUCCGCCAGGUCAACUUACGCUGGGAGAAGGCAAAUCAUUUAAACAGGAAUUGGGGGAAGAGUUUGCAAGCAGCCCUGAUGAACUGCCAGGACUUCCAUGAGCAGAACCAGAAACUGCUGCUGUGGCUGGCUGGCGCUGAAACACGGAGGCACCAAGCACAGGUUAAGGACCCGAAUGCCGAUCCUCAUGCAAUACAAGAGAGUUGGACAGAAUUAAUGCAACUAGAAAAAGAGCUUCUGGAACAGCAACCCCAAGUGAACGCUGUGCAAGAGAUCUCCACCUAUUUACUGGCCAAAUCUGAUGAAGGAGAGUAUAUUGAAGCUGCGGAGAAGGUUCAUGUCAUUGGGAAGAAACUAAAACAGCUUCUUGAAGACGUUUCACGUGAUUUAAAGGCCUCACGGGGAAGCCAGGACAUCAGUACAUUGCUGCCCCAUGUGGAUGAGUUGGAUUCUGGAAACUAUCAUCAGCUGCCGGCAAAACCGUCCAUAUAUAAAAACAAGGUGGAUGGAGAGAAGGCCUUGCAGAUUAAGAGCAGCAGGAAUAUGAGAGCGGAAGUCAGGCAAGAAGCUGGCCCAGCAGCUCCCAAGAGCCGCUGCUUUUUCUACCGCGUGCUCCGGGCAGCUCUGCCUCUGCAGUUGCUCUUCCUUCUCUUGCUGCUUCUGGCCUCCAUGGUUCCUUCUUCAGAAGAGGACUACAGCUGCACGCAGGCCAACAACUAUGCCCGGUCUUUCUAUCCGAUGCUGCGAUACACCAACGGACCUCCGCCAACUUAAAAGCACUCGCCUUGGUAUUUCUGCACUCAACCAAAAUUAAGUUCCUCCAUGGGUGCUUCCUUUUGUGCUACUAAUGUUAGUCUGGGGACUUGACACUGCUGAAAUUUCUCCCCGGUUUCACUGUGACUUCCACCUGGGUCUAACUGGCGCUCAAAACAUCAUCAAUAUGUACACUGAGAUCUUUUGCAGGAACCUCGAGCAAGCCUGUCCCUGCAAGGGACACGUCCUCCUUCCCAUCUCCAGUAAUAAGAUCCUUUACAAAUUUCAAUGUUGGGGGUGGGUGGGGUGGAAGUGUUUAUCGCGCACACUUUUGUACAGAAAAUACUGUUUCUAUAUAUAUUUUUAUCUGUAAGCAAUGUACUUUAUAUUUUUGCACAAUCUGUCCUCGGCGGUUUUCAUGCCAGAAGGUCCCCCGAACAAAAUACAAGAUAGCGAUGUGUUCACGUUAAAAUAAUUUCUCUACCAGUUGAUAAAUGCCAUCGAAUACAGUCCUCCAGAACAGUGUCCUGCACAAGCACCGAUGUAAUCAGUAGGUGCUUGACCUGUAGUGAGAGGAUGAGAGUUCUCUUACCGCAGCCCCCUUUCAUGUUCAGUUGGACUUGCAGAGGAGGACUUCCCGGUGGAUCGGGCCCAUAGUUUUUAAUGUAAGAGUCCAUUUGUUGAAUUGGUGCUUUACAGGCACAGCAAUCACAAAAUCGAUCUCCUUAUUUUGCUAUUGUGGGAGGCGUUUUUUAAAUAUUUGUUACACUUCUGUAUUUUAGAAACCUUAUUUCUCCAGCUAAGCGGAUAUAUUUCCAAGGCGAAGAUUUUAGUACUUAGAAUGCUGCCUUGUCUGAUGUCUCCUUUUGUACUUUUUUUGAUAAAAAGAAAUGAAGACACUGCAUGUAGGAGGGCUUUUACUGUUCAUAGUUUUCUAAAGAAAGAACUGCUGAAAAUAAUUCGUCUUGAUUAUCUCCCAUGUAUACAAAUGGACUAUGUAAACUUGCGGCUUUUCAAUCAAAGAUGUUUACAUUUGCUCUUCUUUGAAUAAUGUACAGUAAGCCAAAAGAAACUUCUGUGGAUUUUUAAAAUGAUUAAAUGUGCACAGUCUCUCAGAA
Varanus komodoensis (Komodo dragon) is the source of this 22623-nucleotide messenger RNA. It is a transcript of the gene SYNE2, whose product is annotated as spectrin repeat containing nuclear envelope protein 2. Gene Ontology annotation, cellular component: membrane. The record is from RefSeq and is a predicted model, not a curated record. Lineage: Eukaryota; Metazoa; Chordata; Lepidosauria; Squamata; Varanidae. Gene Ontology annotation, molecular function: protein binding. The coding region runs from base 839 to 21526 and encodes 6895 amino acids. The transcript is spliced from 116 exons.